AUGUACACCGCCGACCCCUCCGCCCACGUCUUUAACGGGCGCGUGUACAUCUACCCCUCGCACGACCGCGAGACCGACAUCCAGUUCAACGACAAUGGCGACCAGUACGACAUGGCUGACUACCACGUCUUCUCCACUCCCUCCCUGGACCCCCAGGGUCCCGUAACCGACCACGGCGUCGUCCUCAAGACCGAAGACGUUCCUUGGGUAUCCAAGCAGCUCUGGGCUCCCGACGCCGCCUCCAAGAACGGCAAUUACUACCUCUACUUCCCCGCUCGUGACAAGCAGGGCAUCUUCCGCAUCGGCGUCGCCGUUGGUGACAAGCCCGAAGGCCCAUUCACUCCCCAGCCGGAGCCGAUCAAGGGAUCGUACUCGAUCGAUCCCGCCACGUUUGUUGAUGAUGAUGGCGAGGCUUACUUGUAUUUCGGUGGACUGUGGGGUGGACAGCUGCAGUGCUACCAAAAGGGAAACAACGUGUUUGACGCCGAGUGGCAAGGGCCCAAGGAACCCACGGGCAAGGGCGUCAAGUCCUUGGGAGCUCGUGUAGGCAGGUUGACGCAGGACAUGCUGGAGUUUGCGGACGAGGAGGAGGGUGUGCGCGAGGUGACCAUCCUGGCUCCCGAGACGGGCGAGCCGCUGGACGCGGACGAUCAUGAGCGUCGCUUCUUUGAGGCCGCGUGGAUGCAUAAGAGGAACGGCAAGUACUACUUUUCUUACUCGACGGGCGACACGCAUUUCCUGUGCUACGCCGUGGGCGACUCGCCUUAUGGACCGUUUACCUAUGGUGGAAGGAUUCUAGAGCCGGUGCUGGGGUGGACGACGCAUCACUCGAUUAUGGAGUUCCCGGAGAAGAGUGAUAGGUGGUGGUUGUUCCAUCAUGACUGUGAACUGAGCAAAGGAGUGGAUCAUUUGAGAAGCGUGAAGGUUAAGGAGAUCUUCUUUGAUGAGGAGGGGAGGAUUUGUGGGGAAAAGCAGCCGGCUGGGAAGUAA
This is a messenger RNA of Neurospora tetrasperma FGSC 2508, 990 nucleotides long. Its product is annotated as xylosidase/arabinosidase. The record is from RefSeq and is a predicted model, not a curated record. Bases 1 to 990 code for a protein of 329 amino acids. Gene Ontology annotation, molecular function: hydrolase activity, hydrolyzing O-glycosyl compounds. Gene Ontology annotation, biological process: carbohydrate metabolic process. The transcript has a single exon. Lineage: Eukaryota; Fungi; Ascomycota; Sordariomycetes; Sordariales; Sordariaceae.